AAUUAAAUUAAAAUUCGUUAUUAUUAACAAGACAAUGAAAAAGUGAAACUUUACUUGCAUAUUUCGUCGACCAGCAGCUGUUGCUCAGCAAACAGUCCCCCUAUAAAUAAUCGGCCAAUAGAAACCCAGUUAUAGGUAUAAAUGUAUCUUAUUCCCGACAGAAUUGUUAUAAGAUGGCAAAUAUGUCGUACGCCUUGAUCGUCUUUCUUAUACUAAUUCAAUUUUCGUGGGUAAAGUGUUACGAAAUAUUGAAUUGCGACGAUGAAAACAGUCAACAAGUAGAAGUAUCUGUCAAAAGCGUUGUACCAUAUCCAAUCAUUAGUGACGAGCCAUAUACUAUUUCGGGAACUCUGAAUUUUCUAAAAGACGUGCCGUGCAGUGCUUUAUCGCUUAUUACUGCGGUAAAAUCUGGCGAAGACAAGAGCAAAUGCGAUAAGAACAUGUAUGUUUACCGAAUUCAAUUUAAGAUAUUUUAA
Molecule: messenger RNA, 476 nt
Organism: Centruroides sculpturatus (bark scorpion)
Lineage: Eukaryota; Metazoa; Arthropoda; Arachnida; Scorpiones; Buthidae
Exons: 2
Coding region: 174-476 (100 amino acids)
Source: RefSeq, a predicted model, not a curated record